CGGAGCUUUAACUUUCAAGUAGCCGAGUUCCCACUGAAGCCCACGAGUCCCGGAGCGAUUGAACCAUGCGUUACACUGGAUUAUUUAUUUCACUGCUUUCGUUUGUUUAUACAUGGGAGAGUCUUGAGGCAGCGAGUCCAGCUUUGCCUCAUGUGAUGCGCUAUGAUGUGAUCCGACUCCGACCUCAGGCACUGAACGAGCGAGCGAAGAGGAGCGCCCCUUCUCUGAAGACAUAUCCUGAACAACUUGAAUAUGAUUUGGCUGUAGAUGCGAGGGACUUCACAAUUUCUUUGCACAAAAAUAGCCCAAUUAAUUUUUUAUUCAACCGGGAGCUUUUAGGAAAAUAUUACACCCUCUCACAUUAUACCGAGGAUGGGAUUUCAGAGACAAAGUCUUCAGACAGUAUUGGUCACUGUUACUAUCAGGGACACGUCCAUGAUUUUGAAGACUCUUCAGUCAGUGUUGGACUUUGCUCUGGAAUGGAGUAA
Molecule: messenger RNA, 488 nt
Organism: Carassius carassius (crucian carp)
Lineage: Eukaryota; Metazoa; Chordata; Actinopteri; Cypriniformes; Cyprinidae
Product: disintegrin and metalloproteinase domain-containing protein 8-like
Exons: 5
Coding region: 66-488 (140 amino acids)
Source: RefSeq, a predicted model, not a curated record